AUGGCUGUCAUCGAUCCGGAAGAACUGGUCUGGAAUAAUGAUAAACAGCUCCAGGAUUAUCGCAAGUCGGAACAAUUUACCACUCCGAUUGACCACCAUAAUAUCGCCGGGGAGUUUAUCCCAGAGGAUCACGGUUUCGACGGGCUUCUCUCUGUUACACUUCCAGGAUACCCUCGGGCUAUGGACUUGCGUAUGAUCCAGGCUACGACGGAUCUGCCGGACGAAUUCCCCUUCAACGAAGAUUAUAACUCUGGCUACCAUAUGGGUAUUGAUAGGUUGGAACAAUCGACAGUUCACAAUGGCACUCGAAGUAGCUCAGAAACCGUGUUCCUUGGACCGAAAUACCUGAGUGUGAAGACCUUCGAUACCAUGGAAUUUACCCAAGAUGCUGGAAAACAAUAUAUACCCUUUCGCCUAUUAAAGAAAUCCUCUCCCUCUGCUGGAUCUAUCGGGACACCGUAUAUCCUUCUCUACUCAGGUAUCGGCGACGCCGAUGAACUCAGUUCCAUUGGCAUCACUCCUACUGUACAUCUCCCUGAUAUCAGGAAGAACCUCACUGAUCACCUGAGGUACGCUUUAGCUUGGACCGUCAAUAGCACGGACACCAUCGAGAACGUUUACUUGCGAAACGAGACAUUCCAGAGGAGGCACUCGCCGAAUGGGAGGCAAACCGUACAGGAUAUAUCGCGAGUACUUCAGGGAAUCAGUGAUGAGACGGCACACUUUGAGCUGAUUUUCUCGGCGAGUAACUAUUCUCUCGGCUUUCAUUGCAUUCCGUUAUUGAAGGCGAGUAUAGAAUGGUAUCCCUCCAGAGCCCAUCCCACCCACUGGCAACUACUUCAUGAUACUAGUGAUAGUAGUCUGCCCUCUAGCGCGUAUGUCUCAACUCCUUCCUCUUUUCCUCUCAUCUCACAAGGGACAUACCAGGCCGGAGACAUCACUAUUAACAGCACGAACCCUCUCGACCCUCCGCUCAUCAACCCCAACCUCUCGGCACCCCAGGACUUGACUAUAUGCAAGCCGCCAUAA
This is a messenger RNA of Desarmillaria tabescens, 1029 nucleotides long. RefSeq lists its product as uncharacterized. Gene Ontology annotation, molecular function: flavin adenine dinucleotide binding; oxidoreductase activity, acting on CH-OH group of donors. The transcript is spliced from 6 exons. The record is from RefSeq and is a predicted model, not a curated record. The coding region runs from base 1 to 1029 and encodes 342 amino acids. Lineage: Eukaryota; Fungi; Basidiomycota; Agaricomycetes; Agaricales; Physalacriaceae.